Messenger RNA from Talaromyces stipitatus ATCC 10500, 1986 nucleotides. RefSeq lists its product as uncharacterized. NCBI's taxonomy places the organism in Eukaryota, Fungi, Ascomycota, Eurotiomycetes, Eurotiales, Trichocomaceae. The transcript has 4 exons. Bases 1 to 1986 code for a protein of 661 amino acids. The record is from RefSeq and is a predicted model, not a curated record.
AUGGGAACCAAAGAGCCUCUUACCGAACCCGAGGUACCGCAGUUUAGUGAUUAUGCUCCAACUAGGAGCCAGGACUCGGCUCCCGGCUCAGAGACCCCAAACCCGCAUGACGGCCCUUACCGGGGAACGCGCCGUCAGACAGCCCGGAGUUCUCCGAAUCGUGAAACUGGAGGAAGAUCUCAAGGCUCACAAGCCACCGUGAUGGAAGAUACGAUGCAUCCCGCUCGUGCAGCUGCAUUGAACGAGGAUAGCUUUUCAAAACUCUUGAAGGAGGCAAGGGAAGCUUACUCAACGGACUUGCAGGACUUCCGAGUAGACCACAGCCUCUAUGAGUCCCAAAAUAAGAAAAUCAAAACAAUACACCAAUGGAUGAAGGACUCGGUCAAUUCGAGCUAUUUCCAAACGUGCCUCGCCGUAACCCACGACUGGGUUAAGGGAUAUAACAAUCUAAAAGCCCAAGUCGGCCAAGGGACCCGGGAAACACAGAAAUCCAUCCGAAGCGAGUAUAACAAACUCAUGGGUUCUUUCAAACCUGGCCACAAGGACCUUAACGGUUGGAUCACCAAAUGGGAAGAAACAAUGAUAAAGGGACAAAAGAAGUCGAUGGCUUUCGCUCUUGACACAGAGGAAUGGUCGUCGCGGUUCCUUGAGGUUAUUCGACCUCUAGAUGAAGCGUGGGCAACUGCUUUUGAGCUCACUGUUGAGACAAAGCUAGAUGAAGGCACUCUCACGUUCAAGGAACUGGCAAAUGCUUUCCGAAGGCUUAUCUCACGAAUCAAGAGAGAGCGUUCCAAUUCCCGCGUUUCUAAAGGUAGUUUUUACACUAGAGAACGUGAGACAGAGCGAGAAAGAAAAGAUCAACCUCGGGAACACUCACAAGGUAGAGACCGCUCUAGGGGACGAUCAAGUACACCUAUUAAAAAGCAUUUUACUCUAUCAUCAUACUUCAGUAAUGUACCUAACUUAAACGCUCGUAUAAACGAAUACAACCAAUGGUUUGGUCGAAUCGCUAUUUUCAUUCUUCUGGCUAUCAACCUAUGCCAGAGCCACCAGUUAAUCUCUAGCGGAGAGGGCUUUGCGACAUAUUAUUAUGAUAUCAAGCAACCUGAUGCUUGCCACAUAAGCCUUUCUAAUAUGAACUCCAUCCCUAUGCAGUGCGGUCCAUCAGCUGAUGAUGUCAAUUCCAAUUACAUUGUUGCAAUCAACCUCACCCAGCUGAACUUAGAUAUGACUUUCUAUUGUGGGAAGCAAGUUAUAAUUCCGAUUAAUGAUAAAAUAUCAACAUUACUAUUAUUUGUCGGCGACGGAUGUAAACGAUCCGGGGGAGGUUCACCUUCAAGCGACACGUGGAACUCAGAAGCCGCCUCAAGACUUGAUCUAAGUUAUUCAGUAUUGGAUGAAUUGGCGGAUGGGGCGGCUUGCGGAAAAGGCUAUAUUCGAAUAACCUGGGAAAUUCGCGACGUACUAUUAUAUGAUUUCAACUCCAAUGUGUCCAGAUCUCAACAGGGACUCGUCACGUCGGAAACAUCGGCAUUAGUUACGCCCAAUUCUGCAGCCUCUACUGUGUGCUUCGAGGGAUCGUGGCAAUGUAGCCGCAAUAGCGAAGUUCUAGAGCAGUGUUUCGACCAAAUCUGGAUACCUCACGCUACCUGCCCCGCUGACCACGGAAUAAAAGAGCGUUGUCAUUUUCCAUUUAAUUUUGCGGAUAAAUGCGAGUAUGAAGAAGAGCUUUCAUCCUCUUCAAGUGACGGUGUUUCUACUAGUGAAAGCGUUCCAACACCUACAACUGGAACAGUUAUAACCGCUAGCACCACCUUCGCAACCUCGAUCUUGAACUCCGUAAGUAAAGGCAUUACUAGAACAACCCCCGGUCUCUCUGGUUGGGCCACCUCUGCUCUCUCGGUUACUCGUCAAUCACUUAACUCCACGAAAAUAGUCAUUAUCACCGAGACGACAACAGUCUGCGUUUCCUCGUCAUCACUCUGA